Messenger RNA from Phoenix dactylifera (date palm), 2757 nucleotides. Its product is annotated as NADPH--cytochrome P450 reductase-like. The record is from RefSeq and is a predicted model, not a curated record. Gene Ontology annotation, cellular component: cytosol. Gene Ontology annotation, molecular function: flavin adenine dinucleotide binding; NADPH-hemoprotein reductase activity; FMN binding. NCBI's taxonomy places the organism in Eukaryota, Viridiplantae, Streptophyta, Magnoliopsida, Arecales, Arecaceae.
AACCCAUUAAAAAAUAAACACCGUCACCCCGCAAUGUCCACGCCCUUUCACCAGUCCCACUCCUUCCCUUCCUCCCUCUCACUCUCUCCACCGCCAAACCCCUCGCCCGCUCUCUCCUCUCCUCUCCUCUCCUCUCCUCUCCUCUUCUCUUGUCCCCUCCAAGAAUCAAGAAGAGAGAGCGAGAGCGAACGAGGGAGAGAGAGAAGCGAUCGGGGGGUGAUCGGGAUCGAUCGAUUGCUGGAUCUUGGGAUGCGGUCCGGGGAGAUGAAGUUCUCGGCGUUGGAUCUGAUGUCGGCCAUCCUCACCGGGAAGUACGACGGGAAGGGGGUGCCGCCGGAGGUCCGGGGGAUUGCCAGCAACCGGGAGCUGCUGGCGGUGCUCACCACGUCGGUGGCGUUGCUGCUCGGGUGCGCGCUCAUGCUGCUCUGGCGGAGAUCCGGCGGCAAGAAGGCAACCCCGGCGGUCGAGCUGUCGCGGCCGCUGGGGGUCGGGGAGGAGCCGGAGCAGGAGGUCGAUGACGGGAGGAAGAAGAUCACCGUCUUCUUUGGUACCCAGACCGGCACCGCGGAAGGGUUCGCCAAGUCUCUGACCGAGGAGGCGAGAGCUCGAUAUGAGAAGGCUGUCUUCAAAGUUGUUGAUCUGGAUGAUUACGCAGCUGAUGACGAUGAGUACGAGGAGAAGAUGAAGAAAGAGACGUUGGCGCUGUUCUUCAUGGCAACUUACGGAGAUGGUGAACCAACAGAUAAUGCUGCUAGAUUCUAUAAAUGGUUUACUGAGGGGAAAGAGAGAGGGGUUUGGCUUCAGAAUCUUCAAUAUGCUGUGUUUGGUCUGGGGAACAGACAGUAUGAGCAUUUCAACAAGGUCGCAAAGGAGGUGGAUGAGAUCCUUGCCGAUCAAGGUGGGAAACGCCUAAUUCCAAUUGGCCUUGGAGAUGAUGAUCAGUGCAUUGAGGAUGACUUUGCUUCAUGGAAGGAGCUGGUGUGGCCGGAGUUGGAUCAUUUGCUUCGAGAUGAAGAUGAUGCACCUGGUGCAUCUACCCAUUACACUGCUGCCAUACCUGAAUACCGGGUUGUGUUCCUUAACAGUGCAAAUGCAUUACAUAUGGAGAGGAACUGGAGUCUUGCCAAUGGACAUGCUGUUCAUGACCUUCAACAUCCUAGCAGAGCUAAUGUGGCUGUGAGGCGGGAGCUACAUACACCAGCUUCUGAUCGUUCCUGCAUUCAUCUUGAGUUUGACAUUUCUGGAACUGGACUUGCGUAUGAAACUGGAGACCAUGUUGGUGUUUAUUCAGAGAAUUGUGUUGAGAUUGUGGAGGAGGCUGAAAGACUAUUAGGUUAUUCAUCAGAUACAUUCUUCUCCCUACAUGCAAACAAAGAGGAUGGCACGCCAUUAAGUAGCAGCUCUCUGCCGCCUCCUUUCCCAUCUCCUUGCACUUUGAGAACUGCGCUUGCUCGAUAUGCUGACCUUCUAAAUUCACCAAAGAAGGCUGCUUUAGUUUCUCUAGCUGCCCAUGCUUCUAAUCCAAGUGAAGCCGAACGAUUAAGAUAUCUAGCUUCUCCUGCAGGAAAGGAUGAAUAUUCUCAAUGGAUAGUCGCAAGUCAGAGGAGCCUUCUUGAAGUUAUGGCUGAAUUUUCUUCAGCCAAGCCUCCUCUAGGUGUUUUCUUUGCAGCUAUAGCUCCUCGCUUGCAGCCUCGAUAUUAUUCUAUAUCAUCUUCUCCAAGGAUGAUACCUUCUAGAAUUCAUGUCACAUGUGCAUUAGUGCAUGGACCAACACCAACAGGAAGGAUUCAUAACGGAGUUUGUUCAACCUGGAUGAAGAAUUCAGUCCCAUUGGAGGAGAGCCAAGAAUGUAGCUGGGCUCCUAUUUUUGUCAGACAAUCAAAUUUUAAAUUGCCUGCAGAUAACUCUGUGCCAAUUAUCAUGAUUGGACCUGGCACAGGACUGGCACCCUUUAGGGGUUUCUUGCAGGAAAGGUUGGCACUCAAGGAGUCUGGAGCUGCACUUGGCCCUGCUAUUCUCUUCUUUGGAUGCAGGAACCGUAAAAUGGACUUCAUUUACGAGGAUGAGCUGAACAAUUUUGUAAAAGCAGGGGCGUUGUCUGAGCUAAUUGUUGCUUUCUCUCGUGAAGGUCCAGCCAAAGAAUAUGUGCAGCACAAGAUGGCUGAGAAGGCUGCAGUUAUCUGGGACAUCAUCAUUUCCAAGGGCGGUUAUAUAUAUGUUUGUGGUGAUGCUAAAGGCAUGGCUAGAGAUGUCCACCGAGUUCUUCACACCAUACUUCAAGAGCAGGGGUCUCUGGAUAGCUCUAAGGCUGAGAGCGUGGUGAAGAAUCUGCAGAUGGAAGGGAGGUACUUGCGUGAUGUGUGGUGAGCUUCCCGUGAAACGGCUUCCAGUGGAUUGUUUAAAGCUCAAGCACUUGACUGCCGUACACAGGGAUUCGAAACAGAGUUUCCAGUGGGUGGCAUUUCACUGUGUCCCUAUGUCGCAACUUAGGAAGUACAUGUUUGUCUUUAAUUAUGAUUUUCCGAUCCUCUAACAAGGAUUUUGCUGUGUAAUAUAAUAUCUCCUCUAUUUUUCGGCAGGAAUAUUCAUCGGAGAAGAAAUAAGAGUGCACUCACUUUGUAGUUUCUUGAUAGAGGCGACCCCUACGGUCGGAAUGCGGAAGACUUCUAUAUCAGCCUUUAGUAAUUAUGUAUAAUUCAAACAAUGUUGCUAUAAGAUCAUUUUAAUAAAGAGAUGGUGGUGAUGUUGAACUUAAAA